GCAGAGGCUGCCCUCACUCGGACCGCGCGAGACGUUCAGCAGAACUUUGCCGAUCAUGCCGCGGAGAACUAGGGCACCAGCUAUUAUGGCAUCAUCCCCAGCUUGUCCGAGGACCAAGGAAGCAGCGCAAAUACACAAAUGGACAGUCGCUCACCUCCAUAAUAUACGUAUUGGUUGUCGCCGGCGAGGAGGACGUUAAUCGCGCGGCGGACUGCCAAUCCUUUUCCUGUCACCCUGUCGUCCGCUCGCGUCGUUGUGUCAACGAAAGCAGCAGUCCCAACAGCUCCAGCUCCAACUGCUGCAUGGUCUUCGUAGAUGAGAAAGGACGCGUCUACCAGAGCUGGGCCUCGUAUGUGGCCCCCAACGAGCUGCCCGCCGGAGUGAUGGGGUCCCCAGAGCGAGGCAUUUACCGGCUGAGACCAACCAACGAUUCCGUGGACGUGCACGCGCUCGAGCAAAGAUCCGUUGAGGUCGGAGGUGUGGUGUUCGUACUGAAGGAUUACGGACAAGUUUUAUUUAUGGAGCACAUUGUGAAUGCCAAGAGCUUCGAGGAUUUGAUCACGGGCAUGGCCGAGGGCCUGGCACCCGAUGUCUUCAAUUUCGUCAUGCAACUGACACGAACCUUUUUGGACACCCACGUGGAGGAUCUAACUUCGGUGCUGAACUUCCUUAUUUCCACCGAAUCGGUGCUGUAAAAUAUCAAAAAGAUUAUAUUAGAAAAGUACGCCGGCGCGGCCUACGAAGUGAUUAUUGAUCACGCCUGAUAUUUUGAUAUUUUGUUAGCCGCCAGAGCCCUCUACUUGGCGCUGAACCCGAACCCAGUCACCUCGCGCCCCAAGAAGUGUGACGUCUGUGAGGGCUACUUCACCGUCCGCCGCAUGAACCAAAGUCCCAGUGCCAACUCUAUAAAUAAACAUACAUCAAAGCUGAUGAAAUUAUA
Molecule: messenger RNA, 940 nt
Organism: Drosophila miranda
Lineage: Eukaryota; Metazoa; Arthropoda; Insecta; Diptera; Drosophilidae
Exons: 4
Coding region: 303-695 (130 amino acids)
Source: RefSeq, a predicted model, not a curated record